Stylophora pistillata is the source of this 2120-nucleotide messenger RNA. RefSeq names its product serine palmitoyltransferase 2. The record is from RefSeq and is a predicted model, not a curated record. NCBI's taxonomy places the organism in Eukaryota, Metazoa, Cnidaria, Anthozoa, Scleractinia, Pocilloporidae. Gene Ontology annotation, biological process: ceramide biosynthetic process; sphingosine biosynthetic process. Gene Ontology annotation, molecular function: pyridoxal phosphate binding; serine C-palmitoyltransferase activity. Gene Ontology annotation, cellular component: serine palmitoyltransferase complex.
GCCUUGCACAAUAAAAUUAAAAAUGGUGGCCGUUACUUACGCUACGCGGCGAACACAACAUUCCUUGAAAAAUGGCUUCCCAAAGGGAUCCAACGGUUUUGCAAGCCACGGGAAAGAGUACAGCGGUGAGCUGCAAGAAGAACUUGAAGAGACACCUUUGUCUAUUGCUGUAAUGACCUACUUGUCCUAUUUCUUCUUGAUAAUCUUUGGCUACAUGCGUGACUUUAUGCGUAAGUACCGGUUAGAGCAGUCCAAGUCUGUUCAGGAAACAGGAAAUGAGGGAGCCAGAUUGUCUCGAGCUAAAAUUAAAGUAUUCAAACACAAUGACAUGAAAAGCCUGGAGGAUAUUCUUCGUGAAUCUGUUGUUCAGGGACCGCCACGCACUCACAGACCUUGGGGAAAAAUUCUCAUAAUUGUUGAAGGAAUUUACAGGCAAAUGUUAAGUGAGGUAAAAUGUAAGGUGGACCAAUGCAGACCCAAGGCAAUGCCAGCUAAUGCUGUCAUGUUUCAGGGUUUUGUGCCGCUUUACUCCGAUUUUAAGAGUUUCUACAAACGGAAUCUUUACAAUCGUGUGAGGGACUGUGUAAACAGACCCAUUUGUAGUGUUCCUGGCGGAGAGGUUGCACUCGUGGAUAGAGAGUCCGAUGACUGGAACCAGACUUUCAGAUACACAGGAACGACAACAAAUUCUGUCAAUCUUGGCUCUUACAAUUAUCUUGGGUUCGCGGAGAAUUCUGGGCCCUGCGCAGAUGCCGCUGAACAGGCAGUUCGUGAAUAUGGCAUUGCAGGCUGCAGCUCAAGACAUGAAUACGGGACACUGGAUAUUCAUAACGAGUUGGAAGCUCUUGUCGCCAGGUUUGUCGGUAAGCCUGCUGCUAUGGUGUUUGGAAUGGGAUUCGCCACCAACUCUGCUAACAUCCCCACCCUGGUGGGCAAGGGAGAUCUGAUUAUCAGUGAUGUGUUGAACCACACAUCGCUAAUCUUAGGAGCAAGACUGUCAGGAGCGAAGAUUAAGGUCUUCAAACAUAAUGACAUGUCAAGUUUGGAGAAAAUCUUGCACGAAUCGAUUUCUCAAGGGCAGCCAAUAACUCACCGAGCGUGGAAAAAGAUUCUAAUCAUCGUUGAAGGGGUCUAUAGUAUGGAGGGCUCUCUCGCAAAUCUCCCAGGGAUCGUAGCCCUUAAGAAGAAGUACAAAGCAUACUUGUACCUAGACGAGGCCCACAGCAUUGGAGCCAUGGGCCCAAACGGAAGGGGCGUAACAGAGUACUUUGGCGUGGACCCUGCAGAUGUCGAUAUCAUGAUGGGGACAUUUACAAAGAGUUUUGGUGCUGCUGGCGGUUACAUUGCUGCCUCACAGGAAAUAAUAGACCAUAUAAAAGGAAGUUCCCAUAGUGCAGCGUACGCCUCUUUCAUGUCGCCUCCAGUGGUCAUGCAAAUAAUAUCUUCGAUGAAAAUAAUUAUGGGCGAGGACGGUACAAGUAAAGGAAAACAGAGGCUUACCAGAUUGGCACAGAAUUGCAAGUACUUCCGACAAAAGCUGAAAAAGAUGGGCUUUAUAGUUUACGGCCAUGAUGCCUCAGCAGUGGUACCCAUUCUUCUUUACAUGCCGGCAAAAACUGUUGCCUUUUCACGUGAAAUGCUCAAAAGAGGCGUGGCUGUGGUCAUUGCAGGGUUUCCUGCCACUACACUGUUUCAAGCGAGAGCGAGGAUUUGUCUGUCUGCGUCACACACCAGGGAAAUGCUCGAUAAGGCUUUGAACGCAAUCGACGAGGUUGGGGAUAUCCUCAGGGUCAAGUAUUCAAGGCGAAAGAAAAACUGCCAAAUCGUGAAAACAGAAGAAAACAGCUCUUCAGCUUAAUUAUAGACAUUUUCAUUUUUCGCCAUAGAACUGCGAAAAAAUUUCGGCAUUGUAUGUCGAACAUGUUCCUCAAAUAGUUGUGGAUGAACUGGAUCACAGACGACUUUGAAUAAAUCACAGGAGGAGAAUAAACCAAAUAAUUUUCAAGCAAUUUUUGUUGGUCAAAAAAUUCCGUCGAUUAAAAUCCGUGUAUAGUUUGAAAAGAGAAGACGUCACGGCUCACAUUAGGACCCAGGACUUGAUAAUUGGCUGGGACUAAUUC